Elaeis guineensis (African oil palm) is the source of this 4192-nucleotide messenger RNA. Its product is annotated as DNA-directed RNA polymerase II subunit RPB2. Gene Ontology annotation, molecular function: DNA-directed RNA polymerase activity; DNA binding; ribonucleoside binding. Lineage: Eukaryota; Viridiplantae; Streptophyta; Magnoliopsida; Arecales; Arecaceae. The record is from RefSeq and is a predicted model, not a curated record. Gene Ontology annotation, biological process: DNA-templated transcription.
AUGGAGGACUACGCGAUGAUGGAGAACGAGAACGAGGAGGACGAGGAGAUAACUCAGGAGGAUGCGUGGGCGGUGAUCAGCGCCUACUUCGAGGAGAAGGGGCUGGUGCGGCAGCAGCUCGACUCCUUCGAUGAAUUCAUCCAGAACACCAUGCAGGAGAUCGUCGAUGAGUCGGCCAACAUCGAGAUCAGACCUGAAUCCCAACACAAUCCCGGCCGCCAGUCUGACUUCGUCGAGACAAUAUACAAGAUCAGCUUUGGCCAAAUAUAUUUGAGCAGGCCUAUGAUGACAGAGUCAGAUGGAGAAACUGCGACAUUAUUCCCAAAAGCUGCAAGGCUGAGGAAUCUGACAUACUCAGCCCCCUUAUAUGUAGACGUCACCAAGAAAGUUAUAAAGAAAGGGCACGACUGUGAGGAAGUGACUGAGACACAGGAAUUUCCCAAAGUAUUUAUUGGGAAGGUUCCUAUUAUGCUACGGUCUAGCUAUUGCACGUUAUAUCAGAAUUCUGAAAAAGAUCUAACAGAACUUGGAGAAUGCCCUUAUGACCAAGGUGGAUACUUUAUAAUUAAUGGGAGCGAAAAAGUUCUGAUUGCACAGGAGAAGAUGAGCACCAAUCACGUUUAUGUCUUUAAAAAAAGGCAGCCCAAUAAGUAUGCUUAUGUUGCUGAAGUCCGAUCAAUGCCAGAGUCCCAAAGCAGGCCAGCAAGCACCAUGUUUGUGCGCAUGCUUUCCCGUACCAGUGCCAAAGGGGGUUCUUCAGGACAGUAUAUUCGUGCUACUCUUCCAUACAUACGAGCCGAUAUACCAAUAAUUAUUGUAUUUCGAGCACUAGGUUUUGUUGCCGACAAAGAUAUUUUAGAACAUAUAUGCUAUGACUUCAGUGAUACACAAAUGAUGGAAUUGCUGAGACCAUCUUUGGAAGAAGCAUUUGUUAUUCAAAAUCAACAGGUGGCUCUGGACUACAUAGGGAAGCGAGGGGCAACUGUUGGUGUGACGAGGGAGAAGAGGAUCAAGUAUGCAAAAGAAAUUCUUCAAAAAGAAAUGCUGCCUCAUGUUGGUGUUGGAGAAUUUUGUGAAACUAAGAAAGCAUACUAUUUUGGUUACAUUAUUCAUCGUCUGUUGCUGUGUGCACUUGGACGAAGACCAGAAGAUGAUAGGGAUCAUUAUGGCAACAAAAGGCUGGACCUUGCUGGUCCUCUACUUGGAGGCUUGUUCAGAAUGCUUUUUAGAAAAUUGACCAGGGAUGUGAGAUCUUACGUCCAGAAGUGUGUAGAUAAUGGAAAAGAUGUUAAUCUGCAAUUUGCAAUCAAAGCUAAAACCAUCACAAGUGGCCUUAAAUAUUCCCUUGCUACUGGAAAUUGGGGACAAGCAAAUCAAGCUGGCACCAGAGCAGGGGUUUCACAGGUUUUGAAUCGCCUAACAUAUGCUUCUACUCUCUCUCACCUGCGGAGGUUGAACUCUCCUAUAGGACGUGAAGGUAAGUUGGCUAAACCUCGACAGUUGCACAAUUCUCAUUGGGGAAUGAUGUGUCCUGCUGAAACACCUGAAGGACAGGCUUGUGGAUUGGUGAAAAAUCUCGCUUUGAUGGUGUACAUUACUGUAGGAUCGGCUGCACAUCCUAUUUUAGAAUUUCUUGAGGAGUGGGGUACUGAAAACUUUGAGGAAAUAUCACCUGCAGUAAUUCCUCAAGCAUCUAAAAUUUUUGUCAAUGGUUCCUGGGUGGGUAUUCAUCGGAACCCUGACCUCUUGGUGAGGACCUUAAGACGGUUGAGGAGACAGAUUGAUGUCAACACUGAGGUUGGAGUUGUACGAGAUAUUCGUCUCAAAGAACUACGGCUUUAUACUGACUAUGGUCGCUGUAGUCGUCCACUAUUUAUUGUAGAGAACCAAAGGCUGCUGAUAAAGAAAAAAGAUAUUCAAGCACUGCAACAAAGGGAAUCUCCAGAGGAAGGUUGGCAUGAUCUUGUUGCGAAGGGAUUUAUAGAGUACAUUGAUACCGAGGAGGAAGAGACUACAAUGAUAGCCAUGACUAUCAAUGAUCUCGUAAAUGCAAGACAGAACCCAGAGGAGGCAUACUCGGAAACUUACACUCACUGUGAGAUCCAUCCAUCAUUAAUUUUGGGUGUUUGUGCAUCUAUCAUCCCUUUUCCAGACCACAACCAGUCACCUCGUAAUACAUACCAGUCAGCAAUGGGCAAGCAAGCCAUGGGGAUUUAUGUAACCAAUUACCAAUUACGAAUGGAUACAUUGGCCUAUGUUCUCUACUAUCCUCAAAAGCCUCUUGUUACAACUCGUGCCAUGGAACAUUUGCACUUUAGACAAUUACCUGCUGGGAUUAAUGCAAUUGUUGCAAUUGCCUGCUAUUCGGGAUAUAACCAAGAAGAUUCUGUUAUUAUGAACCAAUCUUCAAUUGAUCGUGGAUUCUUUCGGUCUUUGUUUUUCCGUUCUUACAGAGAUGAGGAAAAGAAGAUGGGAACUCUUGUUAAAGAAGACUUCGGGCGCCCAAAUAGGGAAAAUACGAUGGGUAUGCGGCAUGGCUCUUAUGACAAAUUGGAUGAUGAUGGUCUUGCGCCUCCGGGUACAAGGGUCUCUGGUGAAGACGUCAUAAUUGGAAAGACAUCUCCAAUCCCUCAAGAUGAUUCUCAAGGUCAAGCUUCAAGAUACACACGUCGUGAUCAUAGUACCAGUGUACGACAUAGUGAAAGUGGGAUGGUGGAUCAGGUCCUAUUGACGACAAAUGCUGAUGGUUUGAGAUUUGUGAAAGUAAGAAUGAGGUCAGUUCGUAUUCCUCAAAUUGGUGAUAAAUUUAGUAGCAGGCAUGGCCAAAAGGGAACUGUUGGAAUGACAUACACACAAGAAGACAUGCCAUGGACUGUGGAAGGCAUUACACCUGACAUUAUUGUGAAUCCACAUGCCAUUCCUUCUCGAAUGACAAUAGGUCAACUUAUUGAGUGCAUCAUGGGAAAAGUUGCUGCCCAUAUGGGAAAGGAGGGAGAUGCUACUCCUUUUACUGAUGUCACAGUGGACAAUAUCAGCAAAGCUCUUCAUAAGUGUGGAUAUCAGAUGCGUGGGUUUGAAACUAUGUAUAAUGGCCACACUGGGCGGAAGCUGACUGCCAUGAUAUUCCUUGGACCUACUUAUUACCAGAGACUGAAGCACAUGGUUGAUGACAAGAUCCACUCUCGAGGGCGUGGACCUGUGCAAAUUCUUACAAGGCAGCCAGCAGAAGGACGCUCUCGUGAUGGAGGUCUUCGCUUUGGUGAGAUGGAGCGAGAUUGCAUGAUUGCACAUGGGGCUGCACAUUUCCUGAAGGAAAGGUUAUUUGACCAAAGUGAUGCUUAUAGGGUUCAUGUUUGUGAGAGAUGUGGGCUUAUUGCUAUUGCCAACCUCAAGAAGAAUUCCUUUGAGUGCAGAGGUUGCAAGAACAAGACUGACAUUGUUCAGGUGCAUAUACCUUACGCAUGUAAGCUGCUUUUCCAAGAGCUCAUGGCCAUGGCAAUUGCUCCCAGAAUGUUCACAAAAGAAAUGAAGCCAGCCAAAGAUCAAAAGAAGAAAGGAGCCUAAAUCAUUGUACCCAUACUUUUAUGGCCUACUGAUGCGUAGUCCUUGUUUGUACCCAAAAAAAAAAAAACGUGAUCCUUGUUGUAAGAUGUGGGAUAUUGGUACUGCUUCGGGAAAUCCAGAAAUUUUGAGGUCAGGCUUCAUUAUUAUGAUGGUGCAUGUUCUCAUAUUUGAAGUGGUUGUCAGUUGUGUAUGCUGGUCUGAGCAGUCGCGGUAGUUCUAAAUUGCUGCUUUGAGGGCGAUGGAGAGAAGUUGAUUCUGUUUAUGCUGCUCAGGAUCAUCUUGAAGACAACUAUAUGUGGUGGAAGGAAAGGGUGUUUUGAUUAGCUUGAGCCUUCAUUCAUUUGGAAGAAAGCACGACAUGUGUCAUCUACUUGCCAUACUGCUAUGGGCGUUAAGGGAGCAUGUACAUGUCUCACAAGUGUUUAGCUAUUCAUGUAAAACUUUUGCGUAGAUUAUCUAGCAUCACGUGGAGAUACUACUGUGGUUGCAUAUUUGAAUAAUUGCGCCAUGCUAAGUUUAGGCUAAUGAACUUGUUUUUCGGUUCGUCUUUGAGAAGUAAUCGUUUGUGGGAAUCAUACAAUAGUUGUGUAGUUGUACCCCUUCUUUAAUGUGAAAGCUUCUUGAGGCA